GAGUGGCGUGAGGGGGGUCCCUGGCCCUGGGCUCGGCCUCCGCCGGGCGGUGCGGGGGUCCCGGGCGCCCCUUGGAGCGAGGCCGCAGCCGCGCGUCCCGGGGCGGGGGCGGGCAGGGCGGCCCGGCCCGGCCCGGCCGCAGCCAUGAGCAGGAGCGGCCGAGGGGCGCCUGGGCGAGGGCGGUGUGAGAAGGUCCGGUGGGAGGGACCCCCAGUGUCAGGGACCCCGCGCUGGUUAAUGCCCGCAGGUCCCGCCAGCCUGGUGUCCUGCCGGGGGCGGCAAGCGCCCUUUGAGAAGGAAAUGAGGCCGUGGCAUUCCUGUCAGCGCUCACCAGCCCUCCCCAGCUUUGGCUCGGGGGCUCCCUGAGCUGGGUAAUCAUGGAUCAGGUAAUGCAAUUCGUGGAACCCAGCCGUCAGUUUGUAAAAGACUCCAUACGACUUGUUAAAAGAUGCACCAAGCCUGACAGAAAAGAGUUCCAGAAGAUUGCCAUGGCAACAGCAAUAGGCUUUGCGAUAAUGGGAUUUAUUGGUUUCUUUGUCAAAUUGAUCCAUAUCCCAAUCAACAAUAUCAUCGUAGGCGGCUGAAUAUUCAUCAUGAAGAACAAGACACUGUGACAUUUGCUGCAAAGAUUUCACAGCUUUGUAACUUGUUUGCUAUUAAACAAGCUCAGUUUGGAUUUUCAAA
Molecule: messenger RNA, 684 nt
Organism: Phalacrocorax carbo (great cormorant)
Lineage: Eukaryota; Metazoa; Chordata; Aves; Suliformes; Phalacrocoracidae
Source: RefSeq, a predicted model, not a curated record